Molecule: messenger RNA, 372 nt
Organism: Aspergillus brunneoviolaceus CBS 621.78
Lineage: Eukaryota; Fungi; Ascomycota; Eurotiomycetes; Eurotiales; Aspergillaceae
Exons: 1
Coding region: 102-290 (62 amino acids)
Source: RefSeq, a predicted model, not a curated record
CUUCCCUUGCCCCUUUACGUGAGUCCAUGUCAGCAAACCAAGUGCCCGCCGCAGCCGCCCAAUGACCACUACUUGGGCACACCUCGACCAGAAGCAGGAAGAUGGGUCACGCAUUCCACCCCCCUUUAACCUUCAUCUCCUGUUUGACUCUCAAAAUAACUAUGAUCUGUUCCCUGCUCGGGUGCCUUAAGCUGUCCAACUACUCGCAUCCCCGCCGCUCACUCACUUUUGCUCUUCUCCACACACAGGCGGGCGGGCGCGGACACCGUUUCUCCCUGUCGACACAGUGAAACUGUCGACGAAUUGUGUACCUCCUUAUCACCUCCCAUUUGCCUGUGUCGUGUCGCAUUCAGUACACACUGAUCCUAAAAC